Seriola dumerili (greater amberjack) is the source of this 2337-nucleotide messenger RNA. It is a transcript of the gene gkup, whose product is annotated as glucuronokinase 1-like. The record is from RefSeq and is a predicted model, not a curated record. Bases 87 to 1955 code for a protein of 622 amino acids. NCBI's taxonomy places the organism in Eukaryota, Metazoa, Chordata, Actinopteri, Carangiformes, Carangidae. Gene Ontology annotation, molecular function: ATP binding; glucuronokinase activity. The transcript is spliced from 23 exons. Gene Ontology annotation, biological process: biosynthetic process.
CAGAAACUAGAUAUUUCUCAACUGUUGGCUGCUCUGUCUGUUUGUGUUGAUUCAAAGGAACAUCGGGAUAAACUGAGUUGCUACACAUGAUCUGUAUACUGCUGGUGGCCGGACACGGCACCUUCUUAGAGACACAAAUUAAGAAUGAUGACACAGGCUUAUACAGCCACCUGACUGGGGUACCGAAGGCCUUGCUUCCUGGCACUGGAGGAAAGAAGAUCCUUGACUUUUGGUGGGAAACUGUCAACAUGCGGCAGUUGUUCACGGAGGUGUAUUUGGUCACUAAUGCAGACAAGUAUAAGUACUACGAGCGCUGGGCCACAGCCAAUGACUUCCCUGUGGAAAACGUGGUGAACGAUGGUAGCACAACGCUGGAGGACCGUCUGGGAGCCGUGGCCGACCUGGAGCUGGCCAUACGCAGCCGCAAGCUGCAGGACGACAUCAUGGUGAUUGCAGGUGACAUGCUGUGCGCAGACCAGAACUUUGAUAUCGCUCAAGUUAUCCGCUUCUUCAGGUCAAAGCCUGGAGAGUUGAUCAUUUACUACGAGCUGGAGGAAAGUGAGAAAAGCAGCUCCAGAGGCAUCGUGGAGGUGUGCCCUGACACCCACAGAAUAACUCGCUUCUUGGAGAAACCCCAGGACGGGCUGACAGCGUCGCGUCUGGCCAGCGUGGUGUUUUACUGCAUUCAGAGGGACACGCUGUCCUACCUGUCUGACUUCCUCAGCCUGCAGCCUCAAGCCACAGACAGGACCUUCGGACAGUUCUGGGAGUGGCUCAUCAAUGAAAAGCAACUCGACGUGUUCGGGAUGAAGCUUCCUACUGGUUUCCAGCUUAUUGGACAAGUGGGCCUGUCAGACUACACCAGGUGGCUCACCCACUACUCCACCAAGCAACAAGACAAUCCUGCUAAACCAAUCACAUGCAGGUCGUACGCCAGGGUUGGGUUAAUGGGCAAUCCCUCAGACGGCUUCAAUGGGAAAACCAUCGCCAUGAGCAUCUCCAACUUCUGGGCCGAGGUCACUCUAGUGGAGAGCCAGACUUUGGUUUUAGUCCCUCAUCCACUCAAUGAUCCCACGGAGUUUGGAAGUUUGCAGGAUCUGUUCUGCAUCAGCAGGAAGGAAGGGUACCUGGGAGGUCUGCGGCUGCUGCAGGCGACCUGCAAGAAGUUCUACCAGUUCUGCUCCAAACAAGGAAUUGCUCUGACAAAGCAGAACUUCACGCUGAAGUACGACACCAACAUUCCUCGGCAGGUGGGCCUGGCUGGAAGCAGUGCCAUAGUCUCAGCUACUCUGAAGUGUCUCAUGAAGUUCUACAACAUCACAGACAAUGAUCUUCCUAAACCCGUCCGAGCCAACUUCAUCCUCAACGUGGAGACGGAUGAACUUUUCAUUACUGCUGGUUUGCAGGACAGAGUUGUUCAGGUGUAUGAAGGUUUAAUCUACAUGGAUUUCAGUAAGAAGCUCAUGGAGGAGCAGGGCUAUGGGAAUUAUGUUUCCAUGGAGAUGAGUAACCUUCCACUGUUCUGGCUCGCCUACCUGAGCGACCCCAGUGACUCUGGACGGAUCCACAGCAACGUGCGACAGCGCUGGCUCAACGGGGAGCCUCUGGUCGUUGAUGCCAUGAAGUCUUUUGCUGAGCUAACUGAUCAAGCCAGGACAGCUCUGCAGCACAGAGACUGGAGCCGCCUGGCACAACUGAUGGACCAGAACUUUGAGCUGAGGAGGUCUGUCUACACUGACGACUGUCUGGGUCCUGGGAAUCUCAAGAUGGUUCAUCUGGCGAGGAAGUUUGGCUCAGCAGUGAAGUUGCCAGGCAGCGGGGGAGCUGUGGUGGGUCUCUGUCUGGACCAGGCGAGACUGGUGGAGAUGAGACAAGCUUUCCAGCAGGCAGGCUGUGUCUUCUGUGUCAUCGCACCAUACAACCCAUCUGCCAGCGCUGUUGGUGGCCAAGACUAACCUCAUACCAGCCCUCAAAGCCAACUCACGGCACAGUGUGGCCCUCAGUGUGCCUCGCAGAGUCCCAGUGUCAUUUCAUAGAGUUUAUUAUUAGUAAAAUUGCCAGAAAAGAUCAUGAUCAGUUCUGAAAUGAUCUGAACGCCAUAAAAGACCAUCAGGGUUUCUAUCAGGACUUUAAUAAUUGACUUGAUUUACUAAAUUGACCAAAUGAUAAUAGUUAAACACCAGGUCCCUAGAACAUCAGUGAAUCGCCAAGUUGCUGCAGUUUUGUUGCAAAUAAUCAUUAUAAUUAGGUGUGGUGAGUUGACGCUCUUGUGUCAAAUUUAUUAUGCACAACAAUGUAAAAAUGAUGUAAUUAUCUUUCUACGUGUGAUACAAUUGU